This is a messenger RNA of Hyaena hyaena (striped hyena), 4706 nucleotides long. RefSeq names its product 3-ketodihydrosphingosine reductase (gene KDSR). The transcript has 10 exons. Bases 1 to 999 code for a protein of 332 amino acids. The record is from RefSeq and is a predicted model, not a curated record. Gene Ontology annotation, molecular function: 3-dehydrosphinganine reductase activity. Gene Ontology annotation, cellular component: endoplasmic reticulum membrane. Lineage: Eukaryota; Metazoa; Chordata; Mammalia; Carnivora; Hyaenidae. Gene Ontology annotation, biological process: sphingolipid biosynthetic process.
AUGCUGCUGCUGGCGGCCGCCUUCCUCGUGGCGUUCGUGCUGCUGCUCUACAUGGUGUCUCCGCUCAUCAGCCCCAAGCCCCUCGCCCUCCCCGGGGCGCAUGUGGUGGUGACCGGAGGCUCCAGCGGGAUUGGAAAGUGUAUUGCUAUCGAGUGCUAUAAACAAGGAGCGUUUAUAACUCUGGUGGCACGAAAUGAGGACAAGCUGCUGCAGGCAAAGAAAGAAAUUGAAAAGCACUCUAUUAAUGAUAAACAGGUGGUGCUUUGUAUAUCAGUUGAUGUAUCUCAAGACUAUGGCCAAGUGGAGAAUGUCAUAAAACAAGCACAGGAAAAACUGGGCCCCGUAGACAUGCUUGUGAACUGUGCGGGAAUGGCGCUUUCGGGAAAAUUUGAAGACCUUGAAGUUAGUACUUUUGAGAGGCUAAUGAGCGUCAACUACUUGGGCAGCGUGUACCCCAGCCGAGCCGUGAUCACCACCAUGAAGGAGCGCCGCGUGGGCCGGAUAGUCUUCGUCUCCUCCCAGGCAGGGCAGCUGGGAUUAUUUGGUUUUACGGCCUACUCUUCAUCUAAGUUUGCCAUCAGGGGAUUGGCUGAGGCUCUACAGAUGGAGGUGAAGCCAUAUAACGUCUAUGUCACAGUGGCCUACCCACCGGACACAGACACCCCCGGGUAUGCGGAAGAAAACAAAACUAAGCCUCUGGAGACUCGCCUGAUUUCAGAGACCAUUUCAGUUUGUAAACCAGAGCAAGUGGCCAAACAAAUUGUUAAAGAUGCCAUACAAGGAAAUUUUAACAGUUCCAUCGGCUCAGAUGGGUACAUGCUCUCGUCCCUGACCUGUGGAAUGGCUCCUGUGACUUCUAUUACUGAAGGGCUCCAGCAGGUGGUGACCAUGGGCCUCUUCCGCACCAUUGCUCUGUUUUACCUUGGAAGUUUCGACAGCAUAGUCCGUCGCUGCAUGAUGCAGAGAGCGAAAUCCGAAGUCACAGACAAAACUGCCUAAUUCUUACCCCUGGAGAAAAGACUAUUUCUAAAUACUCUGAACGGCUUGCUGCUUAAAGGGACCCAGUUUUUGGCCUACAGACACUUACGUGUUGCUUUUGACUGUGUGAGAUUGGACCAGCGCUCUUCACAAACCCGGCCACAGGGAAAGGGACCGAAGUUCAGCUCCAGGCGAUGUUAUUCAUACUAUGCAAAUAUGGAACAGGCGGCCCCUGUUGUCUGAGGUGGAGACAUGAUGACCGUACGGGACCGAAUGGCAUGUGAGCGGGGAACAAGAACGUCAUUCCAGAGCGAUCAUUUACAUUCUUCUCUUUUUUCUCUUUUUCUUCCUCCACUAAGAUUAAGUCCAAAAAUGUACCUUAUGAUACAUAGGACAAAAUCUUGACAUUUUUAACCUUCUGUGAAAGGCAGUUUAUGGGUUUCUGGGGCCUUCCCCCCGCCCCCCCCGCCCUCUUUUUAACGUGACGUAUUUUAUUCAAGAGGAGUUUCACACACUGCUGGAGUGUCUGAAGGCAAGAGAAAGCCCCUGACUCACAGUGCUCCUGGCAGACACUCCUCGCUUCUCUCUCUCUCUCUGAUCCCAUAAAACUACAGGGGAUGAGAGAGGGCAGGGCGGUGGAAGGGAAAGAGAGAAGUAUCUCCCAGGAGGAAAAAUUACACUUUCCUGCCUUCUUUAGGUAGACUCGAAUGCUUAGAGCACUUUGCAUUUUUCAUUCCUGGGGAAAGGCAGCCUCCCAAAUUUUUUUCUGAAGAGAAAUAAAAUCUUAGAAGCUUAAAAGUUUACAAUUUCUUCAAUAGCCAUGGUGAUGUGGAACCCGCCCUUUCCGUUAGAGGGGUCUUUUCAUUCUUCCCAUCCCUUCCAUUCCAAUUUUGCUGAUUCUGCUCUAAUAUUUUUGUAAAAAACCAAAAACCAAAACACCAAAACCAAAACCAAAAAAUGACCAGUGAAAAUUUUUUGACUUGACUUUUUAAAUUAACUCAUGAAUUAAUUAAAAACAGAUGGAAAAAAAAUGAAAAAGUGUGACAUUCUUCUCGUAGCAAACAUGUAGCUUUUAAGAAAGGCUGAUGAGCGUACAUUUGUAUUUUCCUCGUUAAGGAAAAGAAGAUAGGACAGGGCCGACUGUGCAGAUGUCCAGUUUGGGAGAGAAAGUGAUCACCCAUCCUUUCUGUGACUCCUGCUGACCCAGAGAACCUUCUCUUCAUGCCAUGUGGUAAGGAAGCCCAGUUACCACCUCUGCCACGGAGCCCUGGGACCCUCUCGGCCCCGUGAGUGCUGUUUUCAGAUCCCAGGCUCUGUGGUUUCGUUAGUGGAUUUCCACAAUAAGUGCCUCUGAUGAGUUUGGCCAACAUUCCCUGCUUCAUGCUAUCACUGUAACUUGCCCCCCCUGCUUAAGGACAGUCACCUUCCUCAUAAUGUUAUCCCCACCCCCCGCAUAUACAAAUAUGCAUAUACUAUGCAUACAAGACAUUAAAGACUUAAAAAUGAUGGCAAACCUGUUUUGCUCUUGAGUUUUUGAACCUCUUGACUUCAAAAUGACUUAAUUUUUUUUCUUUAAAGUAAGAUGUUGAAUGGCUUUCCCCCAUGGUAUCCUUUUAAUGAGGAUCUGGGAAUGGCAUAUUUUAACACUGACAAAGAUAGAAGAAAUUAUUAUUUAAUAUAUACAUUGCUUGGAAUGACUCAUUGCAGUUUAUGGGGGUGGGUGGACGCCAUCAUCGUUUCAUGAAUCUUUCAGUCUUACAUGGCCAUCGUUAGUGAACAAGGUUAGGUCAUAUUUCACAGCCUCUAAGAGAGAGUAAUGGCUAUAUUUUCCUUAAUUCGCAGAAAACAUUCAUGUGAAUAUCUGGACGUUUCUCACUUUUAUUUUUUUCUCUCAUAAAGGUUCCUUGAAUAUUGGCACUUUCUCCUGCUGGUCUAUAUGAAAAUCUAGUCCAAGAUGGUGUCUCAUUUAAUAAUACAAUUACCUAUUUAACAUAUACAUUUCUCAAGGUAUCCUCAUAGACUAUACUGUUACCUCCGGGUAAUCUGCUACCUGAACAAAUUUAAGAGCCCCUGUCCCGUGGCAGGAAAUGUUAUCCCCAGCCCAACUGACACUCUCAUGAGAGGACAUUUUGUAGAAAUCAAAAUGUAGGGGAGUGAGCUUUUUUUUUUUUUAAUCAGAGAUGGCAAAGGGCCAAAGCUCUAUAUCCAGAAAGGUUUGAAAACUAAGGUGUUUUUUUCCACUCUUUCUAAAUUUAGUGCCAUUAUUCAUUUGAUAGCAAAACCUGACGUAUUAUAGUUUUGAUUUACCCAUUUCAUCUAAUCAUUCAUUUUUCCUGAAGAAACACCAGUGAGUGAUUGUCAGUACUGCCCCAGAUUCCAUGGAGAUGUUCCAUCGUAUCCAGUACGUGCCCCACAUGCCUUUUCCAAAUCUAACAAAUUAAGAAAUCUGAGACUCAUCUGGCCUAAGGGUUUGGUAAAGGGUUAUAGACAGUCAGCCUCACACAAAGAUCUGACUUCGUCCAAAACAUGAAAAUAUGACAAAGGCAACUUCUAUUUUUUAUCUUUUUUGGCUCAAUUUUUAUUCUUUUUUUUUUUUUUUUUUACGCAGACUUGUUUUCUUUUGCUCAGGAGAAGGAAAACAACAAAAAAAACAUGCGUCAGAUUGUUCAGGAAACUAUUGGCUUUUUUUUUUUUUAAAGGGGUCAUUGAUGGAACAGAAAUGGGGAUGUGUCCCCUGUGUCAGAAGGAGUUUAAUUACAGUUCUGUUGACACGUGGCUUUCUGUUAGUAGCCAACAAGUUUGUUGUGUGUCAGUUCUAAUGUUCUUGCCUCUGCUGGCUUUGGUUUUACUGUUUAAUUAUAGUAUAUUUGUGAGUAUAUUUAUUUAAAAAUGCCUGAUGUCAUUCAUCCAUAGAAAUUCCAAAGUAUGUUCAAGGACCCUUCCUUAUUGAGAAAGGUUUACAAAAGAAGCCUCAUUUCUUUUGACAGAAAACAAAGCAGUUGUUCUUUUCUGUAUUUGUUAAUAUUUAAUUUUCAAAGCUGAAAAGAGAAGAAAUUGAAAAUGCUGUCAAUAAUGGCCUCUGUAUGUUAAUAGGGAUAUAUGUUAUAAAUUUAUUUGUUAGACCACGUACUAUUGAUUCUUGGAAGUGAAACCUUGAGAGAUCGAUUCUAAUAUUUAGAUGACAAGAGCGUUUUGGAAAUAGUUGCUUCAAUUCAAAGAAUUGCAUGUCUUUGUCUUUCUAGAAGAAGGCGAUACCAUAUUUUUUUUUUUACUGAAUUGUAUCAUCAACAGAUUUAAUUUUAUUAUGUCAUGUUCUAAUUUAAACAUGUCUUACUCAUAUGAGGACCCUCUUAAAUAUUCAUAGUCUUUGACAUACGAUGCUUCGUAUCUCUCUCAUGUCCUUAGUUCUUAUUAGUAACUCGGCUUUAAACAGUACGUACUAACCAUAACCCUCCAUAUCCUGCACUAAAUCUUGUUUAGUUCAGUGCAGUGAUGGCAGAAUUUGAUAUUUUGAAAAGGAGAUAGUAGCUAUUAUAUUUUACACUUGCUUGAUGGGGCAACUUUAAAGACGUUUUUAAAGUGUGAGAAUGCACAUGGCUAUUUUGAUAUAUAUUAGAACUUGUGUUUGCUACUUUGGAAGCUUUUGUGGCAGAAUUGUAACCUAAUUUUCAUAUCUUGUAUUUCUGAAUCACAACAACAAAAAAAAUAAAUGGGGAACACGCUUUACA